UAGCCCCCAAGCAUUUUUGCAAAACUUGUUUGGAACUUUGGCCACCGCCGCCGGCGCCGCGACGCGACGACGGGAAGGCGCCGGCCGCCGGCGGCCAGCGGCGCUGGCGGUGAAGCCGAUCGAGGAGGCGUCCUCCACCGCUCGGCGACCAACCGCCGACGGCGACGGCGAUGGCGACAGCGCGCACCAUGCAGGGGGCCCCACUCUGUUUACUCCCCCGCGUCCGCGACCGCGAAGUCUCCGGUCUCCGCCGCGCCCGCGUCGCCUCGCCCUGACCACCACCAGUCCACCGCCGCGGCCCACACGGCACAGCCUCUCACAAGGGAGGAAGGGGGAAGUGAGCCCCCGCGCCACGGCCACGCGCCGCGGGCUUCCUCCUCCUCCUCCUCCUCCUCCUCCCCGAGCCGCACGCCGAUCGAUGGCCGCGCGGCGGCGCCUCCUCCUGCUCCUCGUCCUCCUGCUGUGCCGCCUCGCCGCCGUCCUCCCCACCUCCGAAGUGGAGGCCUUGCAGGGUUUCAUGGCAGGGUUCGCCGGCGGCAACGCGGCGUUCCAGAGCUGGGACGCGUCCGCGCCCAACCCUUGCACCUGGUUCCAUGUCACCUGUGGCCCGGGGAACCAGGUCAUCAGGCUGGAUCUCGGGAACCAGUCGCUGUCCGGCGAGUUGAAGCCCGACAUUUGGCAGCUGCAAGCAUUGCAAUCCCUGGAACUUUAUGGCAAUAGCAUCAGCGGGAAAAUACCUAGCGAGCUUGGGCGGUUAGCUAGCUUGCAAACUUUGGAUCUCUACUUGAACAAUUUCACCGGUGAAAUACCGAAUGAACUGGGAAAUUUAUCGAAGCUCAGUAACCUCCGUCUGAACAACAAUAGUCUGUCAGGUGCAAUUCCCAUGUCAUUGACAACAAUCCAAAAUCUUGAAGUGCUGGACUUGUCACAUAACAACUUGUCGGGAAUAAUACCGACCAAUGGUUCAUUUUCACACUUCACCCCAAUCAGUUUCUCCAAUAACCCACGUACUUUCGCAAAUUCUUCUGAUUCGCCAUCAAAUAACUCGGGAGCAGCGGUGCCAUCAGGAAGAAGUAGUGCAUCCAGCAUUGGAACAAUUGCUGGUGGAGCUGCUGCAGGUGCUGCCAUGUUGUUUGCUGCUCCUAUUGUAUUGUUCGCAUGGUGGUGGCGGCGUAAACCACAUGACCAAUUCUUUGACCUACUAGAAGAAGAAACUCCAGAAGUUCAUCUGGGUCAGCUUAGAAGGUUCACACUGAGAGAACUGCAGGUGGCAACAGAUAACUUCAGUCAAACUAAUUUGCUAGGGAGAGGAGGCUUUGGAAAGGUCUAUAAAGGAAGGUUGUUAGAUGGUUCAUUGAUAGCAAUAAAAAGACUAAAUGAAGAUCGAAUUGGAACUGGAGAGCGGCAGUUCCUAAUGGAAGUCGAGAUCAUCAGCAUGGCCGUGCAUCAAAAUCUCCUACGCCUCCAGGGGUAUUGUAUGACACCCACCGAGCGGCUGCUUGUGUAUCCUUACAUGGAGAAUAAAAGCCUUGAGACACGCUUACGAGAGUGCUCUGAUUCACAACAACCACUUGACUGGCCAACACGAAGAAAAAUCGCGUUAGGGUCUGCAAGAGGGAUCUCUUACUUGCAUGAAGGAUGUGAUCCCAAAAUUAUCCAUCGAGAUGUCAAAGCUGCUAACAUUUUGUUGGAUGAAAAACUUGAAGCAGUUGUUGGUGAUUUCGGUCUGGCUAGAAUUAUGGAUUACAAAGUUUCCCAUGUUGUAACCGGCGUGAUGGGGACAUUGGGGCACAUUCCCAUGGAGUACCUGACUGCAGGAAGAACUUCAGAUAAAACUGAUGUUUUUGGGUAUGGAAUCAUGCUUUUUGAACUGAUUAGUGGGAAAAGGGGAUUUGAUCUUGUUGGUCUUGCAAAUGAAGAAAAUGCCAGAGUGCAUGAUUGGGUGAAGAAACUGCUGGAAGAGGACAGGCUGGAGGUGCUGAUUGACCCAAACUUACUGGAAAUCUACAAUGGUGGGGAACAGGGAGUGCGAGAGGAGAUGAGGUUGCUGGUGCAGAUUGCGCUGCUCUGCACCCAGGAGUCCGCUCCAAGCCGCCCCAGAAUGUCAACGGUGGUGACAAUGCUAGAAGACGGUAUCGCGGAGCACUGGGAUGCAUGGCAAAGGAAGACGAUUGUGCAGGCAAGCCUGCAAGGAGGACAGGGCGUUUCUGAGGCUCGCAAUGACUCUGUUGCAAAUCUCCCUCCAGACACAUUGUCUGGUCCAAGGUGACUGCCACCUUAAGGACUAUGAAGGGUGGUUCUUUUGUAGAGCUUAGUGAACUUAGACAGAACACUUGCCAUUCUUAAAAAAACAGCAGAUUAUAUGUUUUCUUGUAGCAUGUGUAUGUAUUUUAGUUUUUCCCCUUUUUUUCAAGUAAUUCAUAAUCACUACUAGACACAGGGCUUUCAGAAACUGUUCAGAAACCACAUCAUAGUUAUGCUAACGCAUCAAUACAUGUGGUUGUGCUACUCCAGGAUCAUCAAAGGCGGUUAUUUAACCCUCUCUGAAAAAAAAACAUAACUAGAGAUGGCUCGAAGGUGAGCUGUAACCUAUUGCCAGAGAUAUAUCAAUUUUGAAUCAAA
Messenger RNA from Oryza sativa Japonica Group (Japanese rice), 2622 nucleotides. RefSeq names its product LRR receptor kinase SERK2-like. The record is from RefSeq and is a predicted model, not a curated record. Gene Ontology annotation, biological process: protein phosphorylation. Lineage: Eukaryota; Viridiplantae; Streptophyta; Magnoliopsida; Poales; Poaceae. Gene Ontology annotation, molecular function: protein binding; protein kinase activity; ATP binding.